Molecule: messenger RNA, 2168 nt
Organism: Arvicanthis niloticus (Nile rat)
Lineage: Eukaryota; Metazoa; Chordata; Mammalia; Rodentia; Muridae
Source: RefSeq, a predicted model, not a curated record
AUGUCUCGCUACACCAGGCCCCCCAACACCUCCCUGUUCGUCAGGAACGUCGCAGACGCCACCAGGCCCGAGGACUUGCGCCGUGAGUUUGGCCGAUAUGGCCCUAUAGUAGACGUUUAUAUCCCACUGGACUUCUACAGUCGCCGUCCCAGAGGAUUCGCUUAUGUUCAGUUUGAGGAUGUUCGGGAUGCUGAAGAUGCACUUUACAACCUCAACAGGAAGUGGGUAUGUGGCCGGCAAAUUGAAAUACAGUUUGCGCAAGGUGAUCGCAAAACACCAGGCCAAAUGAAGUCAAAAGAACGCCACCUGUGCUCCCCGAGUGACCACAGGAGAUCCAGAAGCCCCAGCCAGAGGAGAUCUCGAAGCCGGAGUUCUUCAUGGGGAAGAGACCGGAGACGCUCAGAUAGCCUGAAAGAGUGUCGGCACAGGCGCUCUUCUUACAGUCAGUCUAAAUCUCGUUCCAAAUCACUACCCAGGCAGUCUACCUCAGCGAGGCAGUCAAGAACACCGAGAAGGAAUUCUCGAUCUAGAGGCCGAUCAAGAUCCAAGUCCUUACCCAAAAGGUCGAUGGAAAAAUCACAGUCACGCUCACCUCAAAAGCAGACUGGCUCCGGAGCAAAAUCCAGAUCACAUGGACGACACUGUGACUCCAUAGCAAGAUCCCCAUGCAAGUCUCCCAGAGGGUACACCAGUUCUGGAUCGAAGACACAGACAGCAAAGCAUUCUCAUUUCCGGUCACACUCCAGAUCUCGGAGUUACCAUCAUAAAAACAGUUGGUGAAAAGUAACUUAACAGCAGCGCCUCAGAGCUGUGCUACAAGUUAUCACACCUCAUCGUGGUUAAAAUUCUUCAAGGCCUGUAGAAAUGCGAACCGGUGUUAGUUACUGCGGGCAUGUGGAAGAAAUAAAAUUGCCCUAGCUUUGAUUAAUAAACGUUGUAUCUGGACUCAAGGGCUCAUCCACAACUUACUCACUGUGUGUGCAAUGUCACCAUUGCAUAGGCUGGACCUGGUUCACAUGGUAGUAGCAAGGGGUACUUUCCGAAAGAUAUCAGUAAAAUGGAACCAAUGCAAAAAUUCUACUUAGGUAUUAAAUAUUGCCAAUAAUAUCCUUUACCAAAAUAUUUUUUAUUCUAAAGCACUUUUCACAUUAAAAAAAUAAUUGUGACUGUAUGUAAUUGAAUAAGCCAGAUUUAAAACUGUUUUGACAUCUGUGUCUUUCUUGUGACUUCUAGCUUAAACAGAACUAUCCUAGUUGAUACUAGUUCAAAUUACAGCAUUCUGAACUCUUGAAUGGUAAAAUUUAUAUUCCAUAGCCGUUUAAAAGAUAGCUAAAAGAUGUUUUAAAGAUAAUUCAAAGAACAUUUCAUUGUUUUUUUAAUACAACAGCACAGAUCACUUGACAUGAAAUUGUUAUCCAUGUUUCCUUCAACUGCUUAAACAAAACCAGGUGUAGUGGCCCCCGCCUGUGAUCCCCGCCCUUGGGAGGUAAAGUAGAAGGGGUAGGACCAGCAUGGCCUGGCCUACAUGAGGCCCUGUCUAAGGAAAAGAAAUGAAUGCCUUUUUUUAAAAAAAAAAAAAAAAAAGAGAUACCAUUUUAGAAGUUCUGGAUUUUGAAUGGCUUGAGACUACUCUAGAAAUUAUGGUGUGGAACACUCAGAAUCCACAAAAACUCAUGUUAAGCCUUACAUAUUUGAAGUAUAAUACAUUUUGUAUAAAUUCAUAUUUAUACCAUUAUUUCUAUAUAGCUAUUUUCAUCUGCAUUUUUCUUUUUAGAGCUCUAGUUCAAUAUCCUUAUUAUAUAAAAGUCUUUAAAAAUUAAACACAGUACAUUAUAUUAAGAAGUACUAGCUAACGAGACUGCCUGGUGGGUAAGCCCACUCACCAUCCAAACCUGGUAACUGAGAGCUAACUGAGCAACCUGAGUGCAAACCCCGGAACCCACAAAGGUGACUCCUGCAGACUCUCUCUGAUUUCCACACUUGUACACGCAAACACACACAUACACACACAUACACACACACACACACACACACACACACACUCACAGGUGCGCAUUAAAUGUAUGCAAAACAUUUAAGGUCAAAAUUCUAUCUUCAAGUCAAAUAGGUAGCAAAUGAUUGUCACCCCAGUAGCACUCAGGAAGCUGAGGCAGGAAUUUGAAACCAGC